This is a messenger RNA of Echinostoma caproni, 1167 nucleotides long. NCBI's taxonomy places the organism in Eukaryota, Metazoa, Platyhelminthes, Trematoda, Plagiorchiida, Echinostomatidae. The record is from the annotation of a GenBank genome assembly.
AGUGUUGGAAGAAAAUUUCACCGAAGUCCCACACAGGGUGUUGUUAUCGGAGAAGCAAAUUGUCGAGGUAACCCGAAUUGUCCAAUUGCCAAUCCACUAAUUCUAUCGCACUCUGUCGCUCUCUCAAAGGAUGUGCAAGGACUGAACAAACUCAUGGCCCGGGUAUUUUCCGAAAACCUAGAAGGUCUUGUUCUCAAACCGAUGCAUAGCAAAUACGAACCGGGAAAACGGCACUGGUUAAAAAUCAAAAAGGACUAUCUGGCCGAAGGAGUGAUGGCCGAUUCUGUGGAUCUGAUCGUUCUCGGUGCGUACUACGGGACCGGAAGCAAAGCCGGAUUGAUGUCCGUAUUUCUGAUGGGCGCCUACGAUCCGGACUCGCAAAAAUUCGCCACCGUGACGAAAUGUGGGAACGGAUUCACCGAUGAAAUGCUAGGAAAACUCCAAAAAGAACUUAAAAUGAUUAAGAUUUCGAAAGAUGCUGUCCCAUCGUGGCUCAACGUUUCCAAGUCCCUCAUCCCCGAUUUUGUGGUGGAAGAUCCAAAGAAAUCCCCGGUAUGGGAGAUCAUCGGUGCCGAAUUCUCCCGUGCAAGCACUCACACAGCCGGUUUAACCAGUGGCCAGAAUCAGGGCAUUUCCAUUCGAUUUCCUCGAUUCACCAAGGCACGACCGGACAAAACGUGGAAACAGGCCACAAGUGUGCCCGAAUUGGAGGAUCUCGUGACUAAAUCCGGCCAGCGAUCAGACUGGCUGGACGUUUUGAAUGAUGCGGCGGGUAUAAGUACGGAGGAACCAGGGGAUGUGAAAAAUGAUAAACCGCUCAACUCCGGAAUCAAACGUCCGAGAUCACCCAGUGAGAAGUCUCCUAAAAUGAAACCCACAGCACCGAAGAAAUCACGUCAUUUAAAAUCCAUAUUCACGGGCACAAUUGUCGAACUGCAUCCGACCCUCAACAAGGAUGAUGCAGACCUGAAGUCUGGACUUCGCCAACUGAUUGCCGGCGGAGGAGAAUUGAGUGGUUACACGGAUCCAUCAUUCUCAGCAUUCGUCAGUUCAGCUCCGCCCACACACGUGUUAAUCCCGUCCGAUUUCAAAGAGAAUACACUUUUCGGUAUGCUUCAAAACAGAGGCCGAUCAAACCCCGAGCCAGCGGUUUCGAAUCUCUCGUGA